AUGGAGCGGAGUAACAGCUCAGUGGUGUCUGAAUUUAUUUUGCUGGGGCUGUCCCCUUCCCAUGACCUCCAGCUCCCAUUCUUUGUGGCUUUCACCCUCCUUUACAUGGCUACUGUACUGGGGAACCUCCUCAUCCUUUUGACUACCAUCAGCAGCCCCCACCUGCUACGCUGCCCCAUGUUCUUUCUGCUCUACCAUCUCUCCUUUCUGGACCUGUGCCUUGCCUCCUUUGCCACACCCAGGGCUCUCUUGGCCUUCCUCUCCCAUGACAAAGCAAUCUCCUUCCAGGGCUGCAUGGCCCAGAUCUUUUUCCUCCACUUUUUUGGGGGUAACGAGAUGCUGCUGCUCAUAGCUAUGGCCUAUGACCGCUAUGUUGCCAUCUGCCAGCCUCUCCAUUAUGCCUCUCUCAUGAGCCUGAGGCAUUGUCUAGGUCUGGUGGUGUUUUCAUGGUCUGGUGGAUUCCUCCAUGCCACCAUCCAGCUCUCCUUCAUGAUCAACCUGCCCUUCUGUGGGCCCAACCACGUGGACAGCUUCUUUUGUGACAUCCCCUUAGUCAUGAAGUUGGCCUGCACCAACACAGAUGCUCUGGAAGUCAUGAUGGUGGCCAACAGUGGCCUCCUAUCUCUGGUGAGCUUCCUAGCCCUGCUGGUCUCCUAUGGCUUCAUUCUCUCUGCUGUCCGAUCCCGCUCCUCAGCCGAAGGUACCUCCAAGGCUUUCUCCACCUGCUCCUCCCACCUCAUAGUGGCAACCCUCUUCUUUGGGCCUUGCCUCUUCAUCUACUUGCGCCCCUUCACUCGCUUCCCCACGGACAAGGUGUUGUCUGUUUUCUACACUGCCAUCACCCCUCUGUUGAAUCCCAUCAUCUAUACGUUAAGGAACAAGGAGGUGAAGGCAGCAAUGAGAAGGCUGUGGGCUAAGAGGGUUGUGUAG
Messenger RNA from Alligator mississippiensis (American alligator), 930 nucleotides. Its product is annotated as olfactory receptor 4K14-like. Gene Ontology annotation, biological process: G protein-coupled receptor signaling pathway. Gene Ontology annotation, cellular component: membrane. The transcript has a single exon. Bases 1 to 930 code for a protein of 309 amino acids. Lineage: Eukaryota; Metazoa; Chordata; Crocodylia; Alligatoridae. Gene Ontology annotation, molecular function: G protein-coupled receptor activity; olfactory receptor activity. The record is from RefSeq and is a predicted model, not a curated record.